UCCUCGGCGAGCACAGCCUAAAAAAGCUUUUGUUGCUUUCUGCUUAAUGGAAGGGCCUUGAGCUUUCUCUCUCUCUCUCUCUCUCCCCUUCGCUUUGAUGCAUUUUCAGCUGCGAAUUUUCGAAAAAGCUUAAGUCGGCGUUCUCUUUCUCUUUCUCCCUCUGUGAUUCAUUUGAGCUUCCAGUGUGCAGUAUUGAUUAUUAAAAAGUCGUAAUAUGUCUCCACCACUGCUGGGUGGUGAAGAGGAAGGACACAGCACUCUGGUGGCUUCCUCUUCUCCCAUUGACUGUAUAUCCCAAAAUGGGUCAGGACUAAAAGAACGGAAUUACCUGGGAUUGUCGGAUUGUUCUUCGGUUGACAGCUCUGCAGUUUCAAACUUGUCUGAUGAGAACAGAAGCAAUCUGAAUUUUAAGGCUACAGAGUUGAGGCUUGGCCUUCCUGGAUCCCAGUCACCAGAACGUGAAUCUGACCUCUGUUUGCUGGGCUCAGGGAAACUUGAUGAGAAGCAACUGUUUCCUCUGCUUCCUUUGAAAGAUGGGAUCUGCUCUUCAUCACAAAAGAAUGUUGUUUUGGGCAAUAAAAGAGGGUUCUCUGAUGCUAUGGAUGGGUUCUCUGAGGUGAAAACUUCAGCAUAUGGUGAUGGAAAUUGGCGGUAUGCAUCUGGUUCUGAUACUGAAUCUCCACAAUCUGUUGGACAAGGCAAAUUCCCAGGUAAUUCGGGAAUAAAUGUGAUGCUACCAUCAAGGGCUGCAGCUGCUCAGCCAGCCACAAUGAAAGAGGUCUCUACAAAAGGUAUGCAAGAAAGAUCUCGUGCUACUAAUGGAGCCAACCAGAAUCAUGUUUCUGCUUCUAACAACAAUGCUCCCGCCUCAAAGGCACAGGUUGUUGGUUGGCCUCCUAUAAGGUCAUUUAGGAAGAAUUCACUGGCCACCACUUCAAAGAACAAUGAAGAAGUUGAUGGGAAACCAAGUCCUGGAGCUCUUUUUGUCAAGGUCAGCAUGGAUGGUGCUCCCUAUUUGAGAAAGGUGGAUCUGAGAACUUAUUCUACUUAUCAAGAAUUGUCUUCUGCUCUGGAAAAAAUGUUCAGCUGUUUCACGAUAGGUCAAUGUGGAUCUCAUGGAGCUCCAGGGAAGGAAAAGCUGAGUGAGAGCAAGUUAAGGGAUCUCCUCCAUGGAUCUGAAUAUGUGCUUACAUACGAGGACAAAGAUGGUGACUGGAUGCUUGUUGGUGAUGUCCCAUGGCAGAUGUUUAUUGAUUCAUGCAAGAAAUUAAAGAUCAUGAAGGGCUCUGAUGCCAUUGGCUUAGCUCCGAGGGCAGUGGAGAAAUCCCAAAACAGAAACUAACUAGUGUCUGAAAACAACUGCUUUUUGGCUGCCAAGUCCCAAGUCGUGAUUCGGAGUAGGAAAUGGGGAUGAACUCUGAGGCUGAAGAAGGUUAAAAAAAAGAUAGAAAAAUGUUGACAUGGGAUGGCCUCAGCUAGACAGCAGAUGAUGGUUCAGAUGCGUUUCUUGUCUUUGUUUUGAUUGCAUGAAAAGAAGAAGAAGAAAAGAAAAAAGUGUGUCAGUUCCAAGUUGGGAGUCCUGAUUGUUACAAAACCUUGUGAAAGUCAAUUAAGAUUAUUAUUGUUAUUGUUAGUGUUUGUGGAGUUGAUAAUCUUUUCUUAUAUACCAAAACUAGUUUUACUAAGGGCUUUUUGUAUCUGAUGAUCUAUACAUCAUUGAAGAUGUUGUGGAUCUUGUGCCUCUUCAUCUUCCUUUCCUAUCGACUUGUGUAUGUCUGAUUAAGCUAUAUCUAUGUUUUCUCUUCUAUUUAA
Molecule: messenger RNA, 1812 nt
Organism: Humulus lupulus (European hop)
Lineage: Eukaryota; Viridiplantae; Streptophyta; Magnoliopsida; Rosales; Cannabaceae
Product: auxin-responsive protein IAA8
Exons: 6
Coding region: 215-1342 (375 amino acids)
Biological process (GO): regulation of DNA-templated transcription
Cellular component (GO): nucleus
Molecular function (GO): protein binding
Source: RefSeq, a predicted model, not a curated record